UUUUGGGUUUUUAUUCUGUUAUUAUGGAAAAGUACAGUUUUGUUUCUUUGAAAUUAUGCUUUGAAAUCUAAAUGAAAACGUGGAUGGAUCAAGGAACUUCUGGCUUAGGAAGGAGAAAGGUCAUUCUUUCAGGUUCUUAAGGGAGCAAAUGGAUUUAUGCAGCUUUGGACAUCAAAGUGGGGCAAAGGGACCAAGCCAUGGCGCUCAUGUUCUCAAACUGCGGCCGUCUGAGCUAUCCUUUUUCCACUCUAACCGUUUCCACCACCACCCCGACGCCGCUCUCCGCCACCAAUUUGCCGGAGCUUCCGUCUCUGCGAUUUGUACCUCCGCCACUCCACAGCACUCCUCGAAGGAUUCAAAUCCCGAGUGCCAGAAACCCUCAGUUCUCAGGUUCCAGCAAGCAGCUCAACGUCUCCAGGUUGAUGCUGGGACUAUGAAUCCUUUGAUCUACCUCAGGGUUCUUGGUCCUAAACUGUGGAAUGCUGACGAGAAUGUAAAGUUUGAUCAUUUGGAUAUCCGAAAAGUCUUAGAGUUGUGGAUUCUGGCUUUUGGGUGGUUCCUCUUCAAUGUCUGACAGAGGCGUCGUUUCACCAUCUAGAAUCACCGCCAAAGUUUUGAAGAUGUCGAUGACUGUGUUCCGGUGACAAACUUUGCUCCUCUUAUUUCUUGAUUCAAUUUUUUUUUGUUUUGGUAAAUGUGUUGGGUUAACGAGAAAGUGUGGGAAAAUCAGAUGAAAGAUUGGGCUUUUU
This is a messenger RNA of Morus notabilis, 749 nucleotides long. Its product is annotated as glycine--tRNA ligase, chloroplastic/mitochondrial 2-like. NCBI's taxonomy places the organism in Eukaryota, Viridiplantae, Streptophyta, Magnoliopsida, Rosales, Moraceae. The transcript is spliced from 5 exons. The record is from RefSeq and is a predicted model, not a curated record. The coding region runs from base 149 to 574 and encodes 141 amino acids.